Molecule: messenger RNA, 504 nt
Organism: Fusarium odoratissimum NRRL 54006
Lineage: Eukaryota; Fungi; Ascomycota; Sordariomycetes; Hypocreales; Nectriaceae
Exons: 1
Coding region: 1-504 (167 amino acids)
Source: RefSeq, a predicted model, not a curated record
AUGGCAAGUGUCCAGCAACAGGAACUCCUAUCGAGCGGUGAAUAUGCCGCGCCGCCUUGGCAAUCGACCGAUAAGGAAGAUGCGUUGGAGGCUACAGCAAAUUACUCACCUGCAGCUACGAAACAGCAGAUUAUCAACGCCAUUGUCUCUUCUGUGCCCAACCUGGAGAAAGACGGUGAAUUGCAAGUCGACCAAUGGGAUGCACGACUUCCUCUUGGACUCGCAGGCUCUUCUCUUCCCGCAAAUAGCCUAAGCGACCACCUUUUGUCAAUAAACUGGCUGCCAUUUGAUAGUAUCUCUGUGGGAAGCCUUGAACUUCACUGCGCCCAAGAGAUAGCUCAUAUUGCGGAUGGAGCCGAGGAUGUGACUAUGCGAGCUUAUAUCGACCCGGAGACUGGGCGCUCGCUCCCAAGUAUAGCAGCAACCCCAGGGCAAACUAUACAGCAGGAUCACGUGUCUGCCUUGAUCACAUCGAUGGCCACAGGCAGACUGAAGAAGACCUAG